AUGCAGAUCUUCAGUGGUCACAUUGCCGUCUAUGCGGUGGCAAACUUCAAAGCGUCCGAAGAAGAUGCCUCGCCUCAUCCCAAAAUGCUGUCGGCACAGCAGAAGGACACCCUGAGGGUGCUGAGUCAGCGCGGCCACGACUCCCUCUACAGGAAGACCCCCCGCGUGUCGGAGAGCAGGGAGGAGCUGGGCAUGGCCAUGGCCUCAGGGGCACGCAGCAAGGUGAGGCGGGAGAAAGCCUCGCUGACCUCCCUGAAGCGAGCCAGCGCCGACGUGGAGCUCCUGGCCACCCGUGGUCCCAUGGGCAAGGAAACCAUGGUGACUUUCAGCAACACUUUGCCCAGGGUGGCCAACGGCAGCAGCCCCAUCUCGCCCUCCGAGGAGCAGACCACCUCUCAGCGCCACAUGACCUUCCACGUGCCCUUCGACCCCCAAAGGUCCAGGCAGCUGGUGUCAGAGUGGAAGCAGCGCUCGCUGGAGCUGCGCAGUCAGAGCUCUCGGGACGAAGAUGAGGGUGAGAAUGGAGCCGAGGGUGUGAACACCGGGGACGAGGACGGCGGGGAAGUGGGCGACAAGGGGGUGCCGGCCUCUCUUUACCCUAAAGUCCAAGCCAACAAGGGCAUGUCCACACCUACUACAGCCAGGAUGGCGGUGGCCCCGCCGCUGGUUCACAUUCCCGAAGAGGCCACACGUCCGCCGCCUGUCUCCCCCAAGAGCGCCAAGACUCGCGCCAAGUGGCUGUUGCUCACAGAAGGGGGCGGUGCUAAGGAGCCAAGUGUGGGGCCCAUUGCUGUGUCGACCCCCCGGGUGCCUGUUCAAGCCCCGAGUCAGCCAAGAGUCACUCAGGUGAUGGCGAUGUCCAAGCAGCAGAACCAUGGCGGGGUCACCUCGGAGGGCGGCUCCUCCUCCGGUGGCGGCUCCAACUCGUCCGAGUCACCCUACUACCGCAUCCCUUCCGACCGGGACAGCUGCAUAAGCAGCAACCCCGGCAGCAUCGCUGGCAGCGGCAGCAUCGUUACCAUCGACGCCCACGCCCCCCACCAUCCGGUGGUGCGCGUGACGGCCGCGAACGGGAAGCCAUGGGAGUGGAGGAACACCAUCAGUGGCAACCUGAUGGGCGGUGACACGUCGGUGGAUAAACACCGCGGCAUUUUGCAGCGGCCGGACAACGCCCCGCUUUACCGCGACUACCGGACACUUCCGGUUAAAAAGGAGUUUCUGGGUGUUGAUGCUGAGCUACCGCUACCGCCACCGCCCCUCCCCACUGCCUCCUCCCCUCUUCCUCCCCCGCCUCAGCUGUCCUCACCCCAUCUACCGCCGCCCCCUCCCCAGUCUUCUUCCUCCCCGCUACCCCCACCUCCUCACCCUUCUCACAUGACCCUCCCGUCUCACCCAUCCUCUCAGGUGUCAUCCUCUCAGCCUUUACCUCCUCCCCCGCUCCCUUCCUCCAUCAUGCCACCCCCGCUCCUUCCCCACCCUUCGUUCUCAGCUGUGCUCCCGCCUCCCACUCACCCCGACCUGUUAAUGGAUAGCCACAUGCUGUCCCGCUCGUCCACGCUGCCCCGCCGUCCCUCCGUGUCGGCCCGCAGCCAUGCCGAGCAGGAGCAGUACUACAAGGCCCUACAGAACGAGCGCAUGCUAUAGUAGGUGGCUGGCGGGGUUAAGGACUUGAACAACGCGAGGGUAGCUUGUACAGUACAAGGACUAUUUAUUUAGAAUGAUUUUUUUGAAUCCUGACUGGCAGCUUCGGUCAAGGUUGAGCACCAAGGGGACGCUCAGCUUUGCCAAAGCGCCUGCUGUCACAAGAAGAGAAAACAGAUCAAAGACAUGAAGGAAUAAUUCCCCUUUGGCUUCUACGAGCGUUUGCAAAGUGAAGAGCAAAGCAGCUGAGGAGGAGAUACGACUCAGACCUCGGAUUUGCUCAAUCUGUUUUCCUUUGAGAGGGCGACGAAAGCCGAGGAAAACAAAACAACCUCAGGCUGCGUUGGCUUCGUAAAACUGCUGCCGACUCAACUCGUGGUGUCUCAGAAGGAUCAUUAAACGGAUCAUGGCGUUAUCAGUCUGCAACCUUCUGUGCGAUAUUUAAACAAAGAAUUGGAAGCUUGAUCCGAGCAAACUUGUGCAGGGAGAGGAAGCAGCUGUGCGUCCCAAUCCAGGCGUCAAGGAAUGGCUCAAUGACCGCAAAACAAACCACUCGGCUAAAGUGUUCACUGAACAAAGCUGAUUGGCCUCUGCUCGCCUCUGGGAGUCUGCACUGAGAGGCUUGGAGGCGCUUCGCCCUUUUGGUAGGCGUUCAACAAACUGCCAUUGCCCCGGUCGUCUCACGGGACAAUGGCAUCCCAACCCUGGUGGGCACCAAGAUAAGUGGACAAUAGCCACUUGAAGGAGUGGUGAACUCUGAAGUCUGGUUCACUUGAGCACUGCUCGGACCAAAGACACAGACCGGUGUUCAAAUGAGUCAGGAAAACACGUGGUUAUAAAAAUAAAGAUUGGAGUCUGGUUUAUAAAGCUCGUGUGCGCACAAAACAAGGCCGAAAGGUUGUGUACGAUGUUUUCCACGCAAAGUGUGUGACGUAUAAAAAGUUAAACCACUCAUUGGGAUGAAUGGUUUUGGGUUCCUGGCUUACGAGACUUCCACCCGCAGUUUUACAGAUGAUUGUCAAAAACCUGGAGCAGACAAGACUUUUCUUAGUAACUGAAUUGUGUAACGUAACGUGGUCCAACCAGCACCUGCAUUUUUUGUACUGGUCCACCUUUGGUCUAAUGAUAAAAUACAAACGUGAGAGUUAGGCGAAUUGGACAAAAUUUGCGUACAAUGUUUUUUAGUACUGAUGUACGUACCAGAGUACCAGGCUUCAAAUGUAAACACGCCUAUUAAGCCCUGGUUCCACCCAGUUUUAGUUCAGUUCACGAAAUUUAAAGUGUUAUGUUGAGCGACAGCAAUGGGAACACACUUUAACGCUUGUCAAAAUAAACGUGUUGUUCCCGCUUAGCCAUUCAGUUCUUGACGAUACACGUUUUGUUGUGUUUCCAUUGCUGUCAUUUGUUCCAUGUCGUGCAAUUGUGACAUAACAACGUCCUGACCUGGGGCCGUACUUAACAAGCUUCUUAGAAUUACUCCUAAGAAGUCUGCUAAGAGUUGACUUAAGAGUAAAUAAAUUAUUCGCUGAAAGCUGCACUUAAAAGUUAGU
This is a messenger RNA of Entelurus aequoreus (snake pipefish), 3191 nucleotides long. Its product is annotated as phospholipid phosphatase-related protein type 3-like. The coding region runs from base 1 to 1644 and encodes 547 amino acids. The transcript has 3 exons. The record is from RefSeq and is a predicted model, not a curated record. Lineage: Eukaryota; Metazoa; Chordata; Actinopteri; Syngnathiformes; Syngnathidae.